UGAUAAUCGAGGGAGAGGAAAAGAAAGAAACCAUCGAUUCGAUCUGGAAAAGAAAUGCUUUUGUUGAUUCGUUAAGCAAAGCGAUCGGAAAUCUCCUCCAAAACAAUUGGGUUUUGGGAUAUGGCGGAGGAGAUCAAAGGACAAAGAGGAGAGAGAGAGAGAGAGAGAGGGAGGGACUACUAGUCUUUGGCAAGAACGGGCAGUCUAGCAGCGCAGAGGUCGGCCAGAGCGCACAGCGCGAGCAGAGCGACGAGACAGUGAGUGGCACACAGAUUUUUGGAGCACAGAGUGAGAGAGAGAGAGAGAGAGAGAGAGAGAGAGUGAGUGAGAAAGCUUGAGAGGAAGAAGAAGAGAUUUUCUCCUUCUGGAUCAUCCAUCACGAAAAAGAGUGUGAUGGUGGUGGUGGUGGCGAUUCCUUGAUUUCGCUCCAGUGGGCAUUCAUGGCAUAGCUAGCUCGUCGCCAUCCAGCAUUGGCGGAGAUUGGAUUUUUGGAUCGGGGCUGGCGGGGCGGAGAGAGCGCCGCGCGGUGGCGGUGGGAUUGGAAUUCUGUGCCCGUUCCGUUCUACGAUCUCUGUCUUCCACCUCCGCCUUGAAACCAAGAGCUCUCUCUAGCCGAGAAAGGAAUGUGGGUCUCUUGCUCUUCUUCUUCCUCUCACGUUUGCGCUUGAGAGCUUUGGCUGCACGAUAGGAUGGCAGCGGCGGCAGCGGCAGCACUGGAGAGCGCCAGUCCAGCGCCAGUUGAUAGAUGGAUAGAUGAUAGAUCAUGAGCUAGCAUAGAUUCACGCAACAUCCGCACGCCAUCGCCGAGAGUUCUUCCUUUCUUGCUCCUUUCCUGGAAUGUGGGAUCUGGGAAGAGCGAGAAGAGCUCGUAUAGAGUAGAUUGCAAGAACAGGACGGCGAUAUGGCGAGCAGUACCAGCAGCGAUUGAAAGCUCUCGCAGUGGGCUUGCGAUAAAAGAUGAGAUCGAUGCACCACUUUGUGUUAUCUUUGCUCUUCCUCUUGGCUGCUCUUCUUGGCAGCGCUUCCGGCCUCUCAGACGAUGGGGUGGUGCUGCUCGAGAUCAAGAAAUCGCUCAACAAUGCCGACAACGUUCUCUACGAUUGGGAAGGAGCAAUUGAUCGCGACCCGUGUUUCUGGAGGGGUGUCAGCUGCGAUAAUGUCACGCUUGCAGUGAUUGGCUUGAAUCUGACUCAAUUGGGACUUUCCGGAGAGAUCUCGCCAGCUUUUGGAAGGCUCAAAAGUCUCCAGUAUUUGGACUUGCGAGAGAACAGCUUGUCUGGACAGAUUCCAGAUGAGAUUGGGCAGUGCGUCAACUUGAAAACCAUAGAUCUUUCGUUCAAUGCAUUCCACGGAGAUAUUCCAUUCUCGAUCUCGCAACUCAAGCAGCUCGAGAAUCUUAUACUGAAGAACAAUCAACUUACGGGGCCGAUCCCUUCGACGCUGUCGCAGCUCCCGAACCUUAAGACUCUGGACUUGGCACAGAACAAGCUGACAGGAGAAAUACCAACUUUGCUCUACUGGAGUGAAGUUUUGCAGUACUUAGGUUUGAGGGAUAAUCUCUUGACUGGGAACUUGUCCCCCGAUAUGUGCCGGCUUACGGGGCUGUGGUAUUUUGAUAUUCGGAGCAACAACAUCACAGGUCCCAUUCCAGAAAAUAUUGGAAACUGCACAAGCUACGAGAUCCUAGACCUCUCGUAUAACCAGCUGACUGGCGAGAUUCCUUUCAACAUCGGCUUUCUGCAAGUGGCAACCUUGUCUCUGCAAGGAAACAAGCUUGUUGGCAAAAUUCCAGACGUGAUCGGUCUUAUGCAGGCUCUGGCAGUUUUGGAUUUAAGUAACAACUUCCUUGAAGGAUCGAUUCCUUCAAUACUUGGCAAUCUUACUUUCACCGGCAAGCUAUAUCUCCAUGGAAACAUGCUUACUGGAGUCAUUCCUCCGGAGCUUGGAAAUAUGACGAAGCUCAGCUACUUGCAACUCAACGAUAACAAUCUAACAGGACAGAUUCCUCCCGAGCUGGGAAGCUUAAGCGAGUUGUUUGAGCUGGAUCUUUCCAACAACAAGUUCUCUGGACCAUUUCCAAAAAAUGUGAGCUACUGCUCGUCCUUAAACUACAUUAACGUUCACGGAAACAUGCUAAACGGCACCGUGCCUCCAGAGCUUCAGGAUCUGGGAAGCUUGACUUAUUUAAACUUGUCAUCUAAUUCGUUUUCGGGAAGGAUUCCUGAAGAACUAGGACACAUUGUCAACUUAGAUACAAUGGAUCUCUCAGAAAACAUUUUAACCGGACACAUUCCCAGAUCAAUAGGCAACCUUGAACAUCUCCUCACGCUUGUUCUAAAACACAACAAACUCACUGGAGGAAUUCCGUCUGAAUUUGGUAGCUUGAAAAGCAUCUAUGCAAUGGAUUUGUCGGAGAACAAUCUGUCGGGGAGCAUACCGCCAGAGUUAGGACAGCUACAAACACUGAAUGCACUACUUCUGGAAAAGAAUUCCCUGUCAGGAUCGAUACCACCGCAGCUUGGAAACUGUUUCAGCCUCAGCACCUUGAACUUGUCAUACAACAAUCUCUCAGGAGAGAUACCAGCGAGUAGCAUCUUCAAUAGAUUUUCAUUCGACAGCUAUGUAGGAAAUCUACAGCUCUGUGGUGGAUCCACGAAACCAAUGUGCAACGUCUACAGGAAGAGGUCAUCUGAAACGAUGGGAGCAUCAGCGAUUCUUGGCAUUUCGAUCGGCUCAAUGUGUCUGCUACUGGUCUUCAUCUUCCUGGGCAUUCGCUGGAACCAGCCCAAAGGAUUCGUCAAAGCCUCGAAGAACUCAUCCCAGAGCCCUCCCAGCCUCGUCGUUCUACACAUGGACAUGUCUUGCCACACUUACGACGAUAUCAUGCGCAUCACAGACAACCUCCACGAGAGAUUUCUCGUCGGCCGCGGUGCCUCCAGCUCCGUCUACAAAUGCACGCUCAAGAACGGCAAGAAAGUUGCGAUCAAGCGGCUCUACAAUCACUAUCCACAGAACGUCCACGAGUUUGAGACGGAGCUCGCGACUCUAGGCCACAUCAAGCACCGAAACUUGGUAAGCUUGUAUGGAUACUCGCUAUCCUCGGCCGGGAACCUCCUCUUCUACGACUUCAUGGACAAUGGAAGCCUCUGGGACAUCCUCCACGGACCAGUGAGAAAGGUGACGCUCGACUGGGACGCGCGGUUGAUCAUCGCGCUGGGCGCUGCGCAGGGGCUGGAGUACCUGCACCACAACUGCAGCCCCCGGAUCAUCCACCGGGACGUGAAGUCCUCCAACAUUCUCCUGGACGAGAGGUUCGAGGUCCAUCUCUCCGACUUUGGCAUCGCCAAGAGCAUUUGCUCCGCGAGCACGCACACGUCCACGUACGUGAUGGGGACGAUCGGCUACAUUGAUCCGGAGUACGCCAGGACGUCGCGGCUCAACGAGAAAUCCGACGUCUACAGCUUCGGGAUCGUGCUCCUGGAGCUCAUCACGCGGCAAAAGGCCGUGGACGACGAGAAGAACUUACACCAAUGGGUGUUGUCUCACGUGAACAACAAGAGCGUGAUGGAGAUCGUGGAUCAAGAGGUGAAAGAUACGUGCACGGACCCAAACGCGAUCCAGAAGCUCAUCCGCUUGGCGCUGCUGUGCGCACAGAAGUUCCCGGCGCAAAGACCCACCAUGCACGACGUUGUCAAUGUGAUCUUGACGCUGCUGCCUCCGCCCAGCGUCAAGAAAUCCUCGGCCGGGGCUGCCAAUGCCGCUGCCAAUGCCGCUGUGGAUUCCGCUGCGAAUGCCGGUGGAGCAAACCGGAGGUAUGUGGACGACUACGUGGAUAGCAAGCACAGGGACAAUCUCUCGGCCAGCAGCACCACCUCGGGCGGCCACCUCUUUGUCAAGUUUGGCGAAGUUAUCUCCCAAGGGUGAAAAAUUUUCCCACCUCUUGUAUCAUAUAACUAAAAUAGCUACUCUGUUUUUAGGGUUCA
This is a messenger RNA of Selaginella moellendorffii, 3983 nucleotides long. RefSeq names its product LRR receptor-like serine/threonine-protein kinase ERL1. Lineage: Eukaryota; Viridiplantae; Streptophyta; Lycopodiopsida; Selaginellales; Selaginellaceae. The transcript is spliced from 27 exons. The record is from RefSeq and is a predicted model, not a curated record. Gene Ontology annotation, molecular function: protein kinase activity; protein binding; ATP binding. Bases 958 to 3924 code for a protein of 988 amino acids. Gene Ontology annotation, biological process: protein phosphorylation.